Messenger RNA from Kickxella alabastrina, 1139 nucleotides. RefSeq lists its product as uncharacterized. Gene Ontology annotation, cellular component: cytosol; cytoplasm; membrane. Bases 455 to 1045 code for a protein of 196 amino acids. The transcript has 3 exons. The record is from RefSeq and is a predicted model, not a curated record. Gene Ontology annotation, biological process: ceramide transport; intermembrane lipid transfer. Lineage: Eukaryota; Fungi; Kickxellomycota; Kickxellomycetes; Kickxellales; Kickxellaceae. Gene Ontology annotation, molecular function: ceramide 1-phosphate transfer activity; ceramide 1-phosphate binding.
UUAAAACGCGUGCUCUGCGCCCUUUUAAGGCCAUGCAAUUUGCCGCCUCAACGUCACCAAAUGCACCUUUGUGCUUUUUAUGGGCAGCAAUCACAAAACCGCUUUGGACCGUUUGCUUUUUAAGAAAAGAGUGCGAGAAGCACAAAUCUAUUUUUUUUCUCUGGACCGUUUUGCUUUUUGGUACUUUCUGAGCACGAAAUCCGGCCAUGAUGACGAUUCCAGCUCUAUUUUUGGAUUUUGCGGACAACGACAUAGAACAGGUACAAAAGAUACCAUCUGUCUAGCAGCUUUACAAGUCUAUUUAUAAACCUGCGAGCGCAGCUACUCUAGCUGUGCAGUUAACUGAAGAAUACAAACAGCACUUUCUCUCUCACACUUUCUUUUUUAUUUAUUAUUAUUAUUCUCUCGCAAUCUGCAAGCAGUCCUCAAUUCACCUUUUAUUGCAUAAUUACAAAUGACCGACUUUAUCGACCGCGUUCCCCGCCGCUUUGAGGAUGUCAAUUCCAACGAGGGCAUCAACACUGUUGAAUUCCUGGAGGCCGCUGAUGGUGUUGUCAUGCUUUUUGACGACCUGGGCUCCGCCGCCUUUGUCAUUGUGAAGAAUGACAUUCAAGGAAACAUUAAAAAGGUCCGCACCAAGCAUGAAUCCAAUCCCGAGGCGUUCAACACCCUGGAGAAGAUUGUUCUCGCUGAGGCUGGUACCAGCGACCGCACUGCCACCCAGGGGCUCUUGUGGUUGAAAAGAGGCCUCGAGUUUACUGCCAUGGGCGUCAACAAGAACUUGAGCACGGCCAACGAGGAGCUCUCCGCCUCUUUCACCAUUGCUUACGAGAGGACCAUUAAGCAGUACCACAAUUUUGUUGUCAAGGCGGCAUUUAAUCUUGCCAUGAGGGCCUGCCCCUCUCGCGUUGACUUUUACAAAAAGCUCGGCGAUAACCAGGAUGACGUCGCUGCAAAUCUUCUCAUAUGGGCCACGGCUCUGCAGGUGCUGCUCGACAAGCUGAACAUUUUUUACAGCUCGAAGGAUUACGGCAAGGGCCUCUAAUCGUAUUCAUUCCAUUCAAAUCCACCAACACUGUCUUAUGUUUUUAAAUAUACACGCAUAUGUACGCACACAUCUUUUUUGUGUGUUUAUCAAA